This is a messenger RNA of Penicillium taxi, 1368 nucleotides long. RefSeq lists its product as uncharacterized. NCBI's taxonomy places the organism in Eukaryota, Fungi, Ascomycota, Eurotiomycetes, Eurotiales, Aspergillaceae. The record is from RefSeq and is a predicted model, not a curated record. The transcript is spliced from 2 exons. The coding region runs from base 1 to 1368 and encodes 455 amino acids.
AUGGCGGGUCUUGGCCAUACGAUCGCCGUAUUUGACAAAUCAGGAAAAGUCGUCAGCACAAGUAAACAUUUAUUCGGCGUUUUCAGUGAAGCUAAAGCUGCCUACCGCGAGCGCAAAUCACAGCUCAAUACAGAGCGCAAUGCCAAGAUUGCUGAGCAGCAAGCCCUCAGGGGUCCAGCCACACUACAGAUCGACGAUGCGCAUUCCGUAGCAGGAUCCCGUCGAAGUCACGGCGCGGUAUCCCGACAUCAAUCAACCCGUCGUCUGCGCGGAGAUGAUGCACAGUCAACCAUCUCUCGUUCCAGAUCUCAUGGAGGUUCCGAGGUUCAUCGUCGUCAUACACAGCGGGAAGUGGCUGUUCGCCCGAAACCGACGCACUCGCAGUCUGACGCUCAUAUUGAUAUGGACCUCGCGUACGGGGAAGCUCAUCCAGAUGCCUUAUUGAAAUACGAAGAAAAUGGCGAUAAUCAAAAACAACUUGAUGGCCUCGUCGGCCGCGCUCAGUGGCUGCUGCAAGAGGCGAAAUGCGUUCAGCAUGGUGCUACUGCGACUAUUGCACAUUUGCAGAAAAACCCUGAAGCCAUGGCCGCUGUCGCUCUCACUCUUGCGGAGAUUAGUAAAAUUGCUAGUAAAAUGGCGCCAAGUGCUUUGAUGUCGUUCAAGACGGCUGCUCCGGCCAUCUUUGCUUUGCUCUCUAGUCCCCAGUUCCUUAUCGCUGCUGGUGUCGGGAUCGGGGCUACGGUCGUCAUGUUCGGUGGAUACAAGAUUAUCAAGAAGAUCAAGGGUGAUAGUGGAGAUGCCCCCGAAAUACAAGCCCGUCAAUUCGAACCCUCAGAUAUGGAAGAACUAAUGGAGCUCAACGUGGGCUCGGGUUCUCUGAGUCGCGUCGAGAUGUGGAGACGGGGUGUCGCGGACAUUGAAGCUAACAGCAUCGGCACAUCUGUCGAAGGUGAAUUCAUCACGGAGAGGGCUGCUGCCUUGUCUGGAAUCGAUGUUACCACUGCUCGCUUGGAGAGGGAUCCUAGAUUCAAGUUUGAUGACGACUCGGUUGCGUCUUCUCGUCGUUCUCGUCGCUCGAGGGCUCACGGAAACUCCCAUGCCCCGUCGACUAAGGCUCCGUCAACCAAGGGCUCUAGAUUUUUCAGCAAGUCAAAGGCUCCAUCUGAGGCUCCGACAAAGUCUCACAGGGAUACCACCAGAUCUCGCGGUAGAUCUCAUAGUAGAGCACCCAGUGAAGCACCCAGUCGAGCCUCGAGCCGAUCAAAGACAGACACUCAUGUCACUGAGAAAGAAAGACGACCAAGGGACAGACCCAAGGAGAAGAAAAAGGGCCCAAGUCUUUUGCGACUUAUGUUCACAGCUGCCUGA